AGUUGUUUACUGAAUUGUAGCUAGCUUGACGUAGAGCAAAGUGCGUCUCCGAGUCGGGCAGAGAAUCAUAAAGUAACAGAAAAGAUCGAUAUAUGAAGUAUGACAGCGACAUUAAACUGAUCAGAGCAGCUGUAGAGAAGUUAGAGAUUUGGCCAACAAACCGUUUAUCACAUUUAAAACUACAUUUCACGUUAAAUCAGACUUUAAGUUCCGACGUAACUGGUCUGCGCUAUGCUAACGUUAACUUUAGCUACAGCGGCUAACCUGAGCUAACAGGAUUAAACUGAAGCUAAAGCUGCUUAAAUGUCUCAUUAAUGUGUGAGAAGCGGAGCAGCUGACCGGGCCAGCCUGGAGAACCGUACAGGAUGCUCCAGGGGCCGUACGGCAGCCUGGACCGGGACCGGCCCCUCAUCCGGUUGCCUUUCACCAGCUUCGCCGUGGCGACGGUGCUGCUGCCUCUGACCGGCCUCAUCGCCUGCCUCUCCCUGGCGCUCAUGUACCACUUUGAGGACUCAACAUACACACACUGUCGCGUGUCCAACUACCUCCCGUCCAUCAGCGCCGCCAUCAGCCGCGUGCCGGAGCGUUACAUCUGGCGCUGCUGCAUCGGGCUUCACUCGGCGCCGCGCUACCUGCUGUCCGCCGCCUACUUCAACUUCUACCGCGGCCGCUUCGCCUCCAAGCUGCCGGAGCUGCUGCUGAGCGGACUGACGCUGCUCUGCAGCCUCGCCGAGAACACGGGACUGCUGCUGCUCACAUACGUGUCGUCCAACGAGACAUACAGUGUUCAUAAAAACGGUUUCAUCGUCUUCAUGGCGAGCUCGCUGCUGCACAUGCUCAGUACGUGCAAGCUGUGGCAUGUGAUCAAGAGACACUCCGUGAACCCCGAGGAAGUGACAUCAUACCGCUGGAAGCUGCGUCUCUUCCUGUUUAACGUCAGCUGUUGUCUGGCUGCCGCGUACUUCUUCAGACGCCACAACAACUUCUGUGAAACAGGAAUCUACACGCUGUUCGCCUUCUUCGAGUACCUGGUGGUUUUCUCCAACAUGGCCUUCCACAUGACGGCCUUCUGGGACUUUGGGACCAAAGAGGUGACGGUGGCCACGCCGCCUGAAGACAAGCGAUACUGAGCUCACGUCACCUGGUGACUUUAUAAAAAAAAAAAAAAAAAACCCCAAAAGGACACAAAGAAACUUUGUUUUACAUUUCUGAACAUUUUAAAGAGAUUAAACUUUAUCCUGAACGUUCCAACAA
Molecule: messenger RNA, 1254 nt
Organism: Thunnus maccoyii (southern bluefin tuna)
Lineage: Eukaryota; Metazoa; Chordata; Actinopteri; Scombriformes; Scombridae
Gene: pgap2
Product: post-GPI attachment to proteins 2
Exons: 6
Coding region: 366-1130 (254 amino acids)
Biological process (GO): GPI anchor biosynthetic process
Cellular component (GO): endoplasmic reticulum membrane; Golgi membrane
Source: RefSeq, a predicted model, not a curated record